AUGCUUAUUACACCCUCUGUGAGAGGGCCAUUCGUUCGUUUUCAUGAGCAUGACCAUUAUGCACGGAUUGUGUUGUUGUGCCUAUGUUGGUACGCAAUAUCCUCGGUAGCGUCGCAAGUUACAAAGCAGAUCUUAACAGAGUUCCCAUUCCCGUUGUUUUUGGGUGAGUUUCAGUUCUUGUAUAUUUCUAUGCUUGCGGUAUUGACGUGUUGGCUUGCUCGCAAAUGGAGAGGAUUUUUCAAUUUGUUUCCCUCGGGCACCUUUCCAGAUUAUUCUCUCGGAGUUCAAUCACGAGUCAUCACACCACCCUCCCGACAUAUCAUCCAAGUUGUUCUACCACUAGGUCUAUUCCAGUUUGUGGGCAAAUAUUUUGGGCAUAAAGCUACUUCAUUAGUUCCAAUAUCAACAGUUUCGAGUAUCAAAACACUCUCACCAAUAUUCAUUCUAGUGGCCCAACAAACCUUACACAUUGACCACAGGAAGCUAAAUGUCAUAAGUUAUCUGAGUUUAUCAUGCAUCUUGUCCGGGGUGUGGUUAAUUGUAUCUGAUGACAAUAAGCGCGUCGUAAAAGAAGUAAUUGGAGAAAGUGAUAUUCAAGAUUCCUCCGCCACGGCGACGCGACUCUCGAGGUCCUCUUCAGGUGUAUGUUGCGCAAUAGUAUCGAUGCUGGUUUUUGUUGCACAGAACAUGUAUGGCAAACAAGUUUUCACCAAUACGCCAACACAUGUCUCUACGAUCAAACAAUCUUUUAAAGAGAGUUCUCCACUGCCAUUAUAUUCCGAAAAGAAAUUCGGUUCUUUGAAGAGCAGGAAGUACGAUAAACUCACUUUGAUGAUAUACAUUUCUGCAGUUGGAUUUGUUCUUUCAUUUGGUUGGUUUCUUACUUUAGAACUUCCAACUGUCUGGAGACUUUUUUAUCAUAAUGAUAGUGAAACUGUCAGUUUCCCGGUUCGGCUAUUGCUUCUUAAUGGUUUAUUCCAUUUUAUACAAACUAUGAUUGCCUACUAUUUAUUGGGGGAGAUUUCAACACUCUCAUAUUCCAUAGCGAAUUUGAUGAAAAGAAUUUCGGUUAUUUUUGUAAGCUGGCUAAUCAGUUGCCGCGAGAUUACCCCAACACAGGUGACUGGAUUGUCGUUAAACGCAAUAGGUCUAUUCCUCUACGAAAGGAAUACGAAGACUCAAAAAAAAUGA
Lachancea fermentati is the source of this 1191-nucleotide messenger RNA. NCBI's taxonomy places the organism in Eukaryota, Fungi, Ascomycota, Saccharomycetes, Saccharomycetales, Saccharomycetaceae. The record is from the annotation of a GenBank genome assembly.